AAAAUGGAGCCUCCAAAGCUCGUCGCGCCGACGCCGCCACCACCCGAGCCCCGGAGAGAAGAAGACUGGCGGCGCGGUACUCCAAUCUCCGGUAAGCAUAAAUGGCGACUGUUCCGGAUUCUCUGAUCUGGGAGAUCGUGAAGAAGAACAACUCCUUCCUGGUCAAGCAGUUCGGCAACGGCAAUGCCAAGGUUCAGUUCAGCAAGGAACCCAACAACCUCUACAAUGUCCACUCGUACAAGUACUCUGGGCUUGCAAACAAGAAGACCGUGACAGUGCAGCCAGCGGGUGGCAAGGAGAUGGCGGUGGUCCUCUCGACAACCAAGACAAAGAAGCAGAACAAGCCUGCCAGCCUCUACCACAAGUCUAUCAUGCGUAAGGAGUUCCGCAAGAUGGCCAAGACUGUCAAGAACCAGGUCAGUGACAACUACUACAGGCCUGAUCUUACCAAGCCAGCUCUUGCAAGGCUGAGUGCAGUGUACCGCAGUCUCCAGGUUGCCAAGUCCGGUGUCAAGAAGAAGAACAGGCAGUCAAAUUAAAGAAGGAUCAAUGAGCUUGUUUUGUGGAUGGGUAUCAAUGUUUAUGUUUCUACCUUUUUAGAUUUGUUAUGAAAAUAUGGGACUGAAGUAAGAUGAAUGAUGUGUUCACUCGAGGAUGCUACAGAUUUUCCUAGUAGGUUCCACCUUUCGCCAGAGUUUUUCUGCUGUUGAUCUUGGAGUUUAUGUAACUUUAUUUGAAACUGUCGUGCUUCGCUUGUAUGGGAUGCAAGUUGACAUGAAUCCUGACGUGACGCCGACUGAACAAAUUCUAUCGGUACUUCGGAAUUUCGUGCUUCGAAUA
Phragmites australis (common reed) is the source of this 840-nucleotide messenger RNA. Its product is annotated as large ribosomal subunit protein eL28z-like. Gene Ontology annotation, molecular function: structural constituent of ribosome. The coding region runs from base 102 to 539 and encodes 145 amino acids. Gene Ontology annotation, cellular component: ribosome; cytosolic large ribosomal subunit. The record is from RefSeq and is a predicted model, not a curated record. Gene Ontology annotation, biological process: translation. Lineage: Eukaryota; Viridiplantae; Streptophyta; Magnoliopsida; Poales; Poaceae. The transcript is spliced from 4 exons.